AUGGCGACUUGGGGUAAGUCACAGCUUUUAAAAAAUAAAACAAUAGUUUUUCAAAAACAAAAAAAAAUUUGACCACUGAGCGGAUCGAACGCCCAACCUUUCGAUCUGGAGUCGAACGCGCUACCAUUGCGCCAAGCAGUCAUGUCUGCCACUCGCUCUUUUUUCAUAUUUAUUAUCGCUCCCGAUUUUUCUUUUAAAAUAAAAUGUUCAAAUUCAGAACAUGAACUUCGUGAAAUGUUUUCAAUGCACGACAAAGAUUUGUCUGGCUUUAUCUCAAAAGACGACAUUAUUGUAAUGCUUUUGGGAGCUGAAAAAGACGACAAGAAGGAUCCACUCUUCAAGACAAAUCUCAAAUUUUUGAUUCAAGUUAUCAAAGAGGCUGACAAGGAUGGAGAUUCCAAGAUUACUUUUGAGGAGUUCAAAGAGUAUAUCAAUAAGGUUACCUCAUAAUUUUCUUUAUUUGUUUUAAUUCAAUUCAAUUUAUAUGUUCUAUCUAAUAAACUUUUUUUUUACUUCGAGGAGUUUUAGAAAAACAAUUUUCUGGGUUUAAAAUCAACGUGGAUUUAAUGGGUUACUGUAGCAGAAAAUUUGAUGUUCAGGAAAAUUCAGGAAACAAUUUUUUGGACGGGUUACUGUAAUUGAAGUACACUUUUUGAUAAUAAAAAUUGAGAACUACAGUAACCUUUAUAAUUUUCAAGACAAAAAUCCAUGUGUGUUUGUGGGCUACUGUAGUCAUGUGUGAAAUAACUUUGAUCUUAAAAUUUUUUGAAUCUACUGUAAUUCAAGAUUUUUUUGAUCUACAUAAUUUUUGGAAACUACAGUAUCAAAGAAAAUUUUGAUGCUAAAAAUCCACGUGCCAAAUUUUUGCAGAAAUACAGUAAGUAUUUUUCUGAAUAUUUUUUGAUCUACCAAAAAUUGAGAACCCGAGAAUACAGUUUUGAUAGUAACCCAGGCAAUUUUAUCAUCCCAAAACCCACAAACUACAUUCUAGUACAUUGCAGGUGCAAGAUACCUGGAACUUUUCCCCCCUUUUCCCUUCUAUUGUCAUUUUUGUCACUGACAAAACACAACAACAUUUCUGUCCACGAAAAAAUGGUGAGAAGGAAGGAAAAAGGAAGACAAGGUGGUCUGCUCUUCUGUUUUGAUAUACCGCACGCAAUAAAAAACCGAAAAACAUCUGCUAGUGGAUUUUUUUAGAAAAGUUGCGUAACAGUUUUGAAAACACAAGGAUAAUUAAUUUUAUAAUUGUUCAAUUGUCCAAUUAUUUUUCUCUGAGAGCAUUUAGAUUUCCAUCAAGUUACCCUAAGUCUUCAAAACAAUUCUUGCAUAACUUUUAAUGUUUACUUACCUAGCCAAGUUAUAAAGGGUCAACUACGGUCAAAUUUAUUUACUUCGAAAAUAUAUUGUUUUUGUUUUCCAGGAAAAACAUUUGUAGAUAAGCCUGGUGUUCUACAAAAAUAUUUAUUUACUUUUUCUGACUUCAAAAUUUCUAAUCUUAUCGGUUUCAAAAAUAUAAAUUAUACUGUUUUUGAAAUAGUAAAGUUGGUCAGAAACAUGUGACUGACUAGAAAAUUUUUAGUAGAGAAAACUCGGGUUUUUUAAAAUGUUACAGUGAUAUAUUUUCCCACGUGGCAAAUAAAAAUACAGUAAGCCUAGAAAAUCUUUUUCAAGAACAAAUUCAAAAACUACAGUAUCCAAAAUUAAUUUUUUUUUGAAAAUCAAAGCUCCCAGAAUUUUUUGAAGGUGGGUCGGAGUUACAGUACCUCGUAUAGUAUUCAAUUUUUUAGUUUGAACUUUGAUCUACCAAAAGGCAUUGUCUUUUCUCCUUUCCUUUUUUCUGCCUACUCUCACUUUAUAAAUAGGAAAGAUAAAAAAGACAGGCGAAAAAAAGGCCAUCGAGGACAGACUCGUAUUUUGUCAAAGAAAUUUGCAUCUUUUUCUGGCAAUGUGUUGUUUGUGGUGACGUAGAGAAAAGGGGGCGGAGCUUCGGGUGGAAAAAGGGGAGGAGCUUUUUGGGUGGUAUAAUUAUAAUUUAUUUAUAAUGAGAUCAUUUUUUUGUAGAUCAUAUCUCAGAUGUGAGGUAUUUUUUGCUUGGUUUUUAUUUGGAGUGAAAGUACUGUACUGUAGGUAGUUUCUGGAACUUUUAGGGGCUCUUUAGAAGUACUGUAGACUUUAUUUUUUCGAAUUUUCAACUCCAAAUAUUCCAGGGUUACUGCAGAUUCCAUCUGAUUUUUUUUUCAGAAUACUGUAGAAUUUUAUUCUAUGAAUCUUGAAAUCUCAAACUUUCUGGGUAACGGUUUCAAAUACAGUACUACUGUUUUAAAGGCGCAUCCUACAAUUUCUUACAAUACCUCCCCGGCACAUUCUUCCAUUUUUUUUUCAGUAUUUUGUAGUGCCUAUAUAUUUUUUUGUCUCAAAAAUCAAACCUGCACUUUCUGAUAACGCCCCUCUCAAAAAACUUUGUCAUUGAAAAAAAACGUGAUUUUUUUUGGGUUUGAAACUUUUUUUUCUCAUUUUUUCAGGCCUGAUAAAAAAUGCCUUUUGAUUUUGAUUUACCUUGAAAUUUUAUCAAAAAAAUUUUUCCGAAAGAAUAAAUUUAAACAAAAAAUGAUUUGCAGAUGCUUCAAAACUCGGCUCUUGGCACCAUGCCAAUCGAUGUUUUCCCGAUGGUUUGUCAAAAUUUGGAAAUUGCGGAUUUGUUGAAUUUAUCCAAAGUUGGUGGGGAUUUUGAGAAGAUUUGUGACAGAAUGGCGUUUUCGGACUUUUCGAAAGUUAAAAUUUCGAAUUUCAAAGAUGGUAUGUUUUUAAGCCUAACCUAAGCCUAACAAAACAAAAUUCCCAUUUCCAGCAUCAAAAGUCGAAUUUCAACGACGAAACUCUUUGGAAAAAUCGAGUAUUUCAUUAGAAAAAUCCGAAGAUUGGCAAGAAGCCAUUUUGAAAUGUCGAAAAAUCAAAGAAAUCGAAUUGGAUUUGGCAAAAGAUGUGUCAACUUCGCAAAUUUUCCACGUUUUGCGCAAAUCGCAACUUCGUUUGCGCAAUUUGAAAGUGAAUAUUAGAGAUGGCGAGAAGAAUGACGAGAAAAAAGCGUCGAGAUUGUAUAAUGUGAGUUUUUUGUUUUGGAAAAUUUUAUUUAAAAAUAAAAAAAUUGAUUUGAAAAUUUCGUUACGCAGGCUAGCGCGAGGUUUCGAAGUUUUAGAGAAAAAUAAAACACUUUGAAAUUAUUUUCUCUAAAGAAAAUCUGAGUAACAUAUGUACUUUUCAAAAUUAAAAAACCUAUUUUGAAAAAAAAAUAGCCAACCUUCACAAAACCACCCUUGAAAAUCCAUUUUUCCAGAACUGCAUAGUGUUGGUGUCUCAACAUCGUUCAACUCUCGAAAAACUUGAAGUCUCAACAUCGGACGGGCAAUGGGUCUCGGCACGCCUUCCCGUUCAUCAAAACCAACUUCAUUUGGAAUAUUGCCAACCGAAAGAAUCUGAAAAAAUGCAAAAUCAUUCACUUGCCUACAACAUGUUCCAUGCGUUAUUAGAGAGUGAGUGUCUUUUUCUCUCUUUUUUCUCUCGCCUUUUUAUUUGCCAUUGGCAAGUGUCGGCAUGUCUGCUUCCGUAGCGCAGUAGGCAGCGCGUCAGUCUCAUAAUCUGAAGGUCGUGAGUUCGAGCCUCACCGGGAGCAAGCUUUUUGCAUUUUUUUUUUGAAAAAAUAAUUCAAAAAAUAAUUUCAGGACGACCAUGUGCUGAUGUUACCUUGGAAAUCGAAUCCAAUUCCGAUGCAAAUUUAGCGCUCCAAAGAGCAUUCCAAAUCGCAAUUCCACAUUCGAACAGAAGAUUUUUAGAAGUACUCACAAUUGAAUUAGGCAAUUCUUUGCAAAAAAUGAGCGAAGAAGAGAUGAAAACUGUGAUUUUACGACAUGUCGAUGAAUUCCACUUCAGUACGCCAAACUUGCACCAUUUUAAAUGCAAUUUACCACACACUUCGGUUAGUUUAAACUUUUUGAAGCUGGAAUUUUGAGCAAAAAAUUAAUAUUUUCAGAUCGAUUUGUCGCUGGAAUGCUUGAAUAAUCAAAUUCGCGAACAAAUUGAGAAAUCCAGAAAAUCUCCAACUCCAUACAUUUCCUCGAUUUGUCUUAGAUCUGUCAGAUGCAGCUGA
This is a messenger RNA of Caenorhabditis angaria, 4144 nucleotides long. The record is from the annotation of a GenBank genome assembly. Lineage: Eukaryota; Metazoa; Nematoda; Chromadorea; Rhabditida; Rhabditidae.